AUGGAUGCAUUUUCAUCCCUGGCCCCUCCGUGGAACGCAGCAGGGACUUUCCUGAGAUCGUAUUUCGAUAUGGCAGCCUCGGCAGGGAAAGCAGCCAGGGACUCUCUCCGGAGCCACGAACACUUUGCCCGAGCCUGCGUGAGUAUAUGCGUCUCGUACGCGUUGUUCGUGUUGAUGUUGCCUGCUAGGGCUCCGAUUACAGUGGACGGUAUCACGACAUCGCUGGGGAUACCACAAAUCCAGCAUUUGGUUCAGUGGGAGACCUUUCUGCGGGCACAUGCCGAGUCCGGUGGAGAUGUGUCCAUGUUAGAACAUCUUGCUGCUAUCAACAACAAUAGUCAUACAGAUUCUCCUACUCGGCAGAGCGAAGCUUGGCUGCAGGCUGUGCGCCACGCUUGCGGGAACAGCACCAAUGCAGAGACAGAGGUGCUGGCCAUGCACCGGGGCCUAGCUGAGCAAGACUCGGCGAGUGUAUCGGUACCGCUGGCAGCCGACGGUGCCGAUGGGCAAGGGCGAGCAUUCCAGCAAGUGUAUCAUUUCAAAUGUGGAGAUAUCAACCAUCUGCUUGAUCGGAGCGAUGAAAUCCGUCUAAGCGAUGCCAUUGUACACAACAUCAUGAUCUACGCGCCCCUCGACCGCAGAGCAAGUGGAGCUUUAUCGCUCAGUGCUCUCACGCAUUGGGUACCCCAGCUCGCCCUGGCGGCAGCUUUGGCCUUGACUAUGUUUGGCUGGCCAUGGGUCCCUGCGAAGCGAAGGGCACCGCCCUACGGACUAUCAACCAGAACAGCGCAUCCGUGUACAGUAGCGACUCGACCACAGCCAGCGCCGAGGGAGGUUGCAGCCAGAACCAGUGCCGGUCACGGUAAACGCCCCUCCGCAGCGGAGAUCCGCGCCAUGCCCGAGAGCCAGAUCAUCGAACUGGGCACGCGGAAUCAGAUACCGCUCUACAGCCUUGAAAGCGCGCUCCAGGACCCUCUCCGGGCCGUUAAGCUGCGGCGGCAGAUAGUCUCACAGCACGAAGCCACAGGCGACAUCAAUUUCUCGGUGGAUGGCUCGGCACUACCGUACGAAGGGUACGAUUAUCAAUCCGUCCUCGGAGCUUGCUGUGAGAAUGUGAUAGGGUAUAUGCCCAUUCCCCUGGGUGUGGCGGGUCCGAUCAAGGUCAACGGAAAGUCCGUGUUCUUGCCCAUGGCCACGACAGAGGGCGCGCUUGUUGCGAGCACGAACCGUGGCUGUAUGGCGAUCAAUGCAGGGGGCGGCGUGACUGCCCUACUACUGGGCGAUGGCAUGACCCGGGCACCUAUCGCACGCUUCUCCAGUCUUGAGGAAGCCGGUGCGGCGAAACGAUGGCUUGACUCUGACGCAGGCUUCCAAGUGAUCGAGGAUUGCUUCAAUGCGACCAGUCGCUUUGCCCGGCUGCAAAACAUCAAGACGACGGUCGUUGGCUCGGACUUGUAUAUCCGGUUCACGGCCAGCACGGGCGACGCAAUGGGCAUGAACAUGAUCUCAAAAGGAGUCGAGCAGGCCGUGGAGGCGAUGAGAAAGCACGGAUUCGAGUCUAUGGAGAUCGUCUCGCUCUCGGGGAAUUUCUGUGCGGAUAAGAAGCCUGCGGCCGUGAACUGGAUUGAGGGACGAGGUAAGACCGUCAGCGCGCAGGCGACCAUCCCGGGACAGGUGGUUCAAGAGACGCUCAAGACCGAUGUCGACACCCUCGUGGAACUCAACAUCUCCAAGAACCUUGUUGGCAGUGCCGUUGCGGGGGCUCUAGGAGGGUUCAAUGCCCAUGCUGCCAAUGUGGUGACUGCGAUUUACCUUGCCACUGGGCAGGAUCCCGCACAGAAUGUGCAGAGCAGCAGCACUCUGACCGUGAUGAAAAAUGUGGGUGGGGAUUUGCAAAUCUCUGUUUUCAUGCCUUCAAUCGAAGUCGGUACCGUUGGGGGAGGGACAGUCCUGAGCCCACAAAAGGCGAUGCUGGGGAUGAUGGGCGUCCAGGGAUCCGACCCAGAGCAACCAGGGAGAAACGCACAGGAACUGGCUCUGCUGGUGGCGUCUGGCGUGCUAGCUGGAGAGCUCAGUCUUUGCUCUGCUCUUGCAGCGGGUUCCUUGGUGAAGAGUCACCUGGCCCAUAACCGAAAGAAAGAAUGA
This is a messenger RNA of Aspergillus thermomutatus, 2145 nucleotides long. RefSeq names its product hydroxymethylglutaryl-CoA reductase. Gene Ontology annotation, biological process: coenzyme A metabolic process; isoprenoid biosynthetic process; ergosterol biosynthetic process. Gene Ontology annotation, cellular component: peroxisomal membrane; endoplasmic reticulum membrane. The record is from RefSeq and is a predicted model, not a curated record. Gene Ontology annotation, molecular function: protein binding; hydroxymethylglutaryl-CoA reductase (NADPH) activity. Lineage: Eukaryota; Fungi; Ascomycota; Eurotiomycetes; Eurotiales; Aspergillaceae. The transcript has 4 exons. Bases 1 to 2145 code for a protein of 714 amino acids.